Lathyrus oleraceus (garden pea) is the source of this 3078-nucleotide messenger RNA. RefSeq lists its product as uncharacterized. Gene Ontology annotation, biological process: regulation of transcription by RNA polymerase II. Gene Ontology annotation, cellular component: NuA4 histone acetyltransferase complex. The record is from RefSeq and is a predicted model, not a curated record. The coding region runs from base 505 to 2793 and encodes 762 amino acids. The transcript is spliced from 5 exons. NCBI's taxonomy places the organism in Eukaryota, Viridiplantae, Streptophyta, Magnoliopsida, Fabales, Fabaceae.
CACCGUCCAUUUCUUCAUCCAACGGUUCUUAUCAUUUUAUAGCUACUCCAUAUCUUUGUCUGUGUUCUUGUUUAUUUAACCUUUAUAAACCCUAACCCCACUCUCUCUCUCUCCUCUCUCUCUCUCUCUCCCCUGUAAGUCGCGCUCUUUCCCGCUUCAUCCCUCUCUAAACCUCAGUCCGUUUUUAUCUCUUCUUAGAUCUUGCACUGAUUCAUUUCUUCAAUUGUAUCCCCUUCUCACCGAUUCUAUCUUGUAUUCAUUUUCUGAAUAAUUAUUUGAUUAUUCCGAUUUAAUCUCGUUUUUGGUCUUACAUAGAGUUCGAGGUUUAGGUUGAGUAACUGUUGUUGUUGUAUUUGUUUAUUCAAUUUUUUCGUUAAUUUUUGUCUUCAUUUUCUGUGAUUUUCGAUUCCGAUCCUGAGUUUUGUUAAAUUCAAUUCGUUAUCGAGUUGAAUCAACUCUGUGUAACUGUAAAUUCAAAUUUGUGUGGAGAUUGAAUUGUGUGAAAUGCCAUCCUCUGAGAUGAGGCGAACAACGAGACUGUUCGGGGUGGUGAAAGGCGGAGACAGCUCCAGCGUGUUAAGGUCUGGACGGCGGCUGUGGCCGGAUUGUGAGGAAGGAACCGGGAGUAAGAAAAUUGGAGAUGAUUUGGCAACGAAACCGGAGAAGAUGAAAGUGAAUGAUGACGAUAGCGACAGCGACGACAAUGUUGCUCUUAUGGAGAUGGUGAAACAGAGAAACCUAAAGGAUGAUAGGUUUUUUGGAACAGUGUAUAACAGAAAGAGAAAAAGAAUUGUUGAGGGUGAAGAUUGUAACAUUUCCGGGAUUCGGUUUCGUCGCGAAGUAAGGAUGAUGAUUGAUCCGUCUGUGAUUGUGGCUGUUGUGAAGCCUUCUUCUGUGUUUUCGAUUUUCUUGUUCGCAGUGUUGAGAAGCUUUAUGAAGUUCGGACUCACAUUCAUGGAUCUCUAUGCUUUUGUUCUAUCAGAACCCAUUUCUUCUGUUUAUGCAUCAAGAGGGAUACAAUUCUCACAGGGUUCUGUUACUCCAAGUGUUGGGAUUUGCCAAUUUUUUGGGGUCACACAGUACUUGCCAUUGUUCUGCGUUGAUUUUUCUGCUAUUCCUGUCUGUUUCAAAUCUCUGCAUUCUGCAUUGCUCUUAGGAUAUAUGUUCAGGUCAUAUUUUCUCGUAUACAAUCCAGUAUAUGUUCGAAGAGAUGUUGAGGAGGAAAUUGAUAUUCCAGCUGUCGAGAAGGAAAUUGAUCUUCCAGCUGUCGACGAGGAAAUUGAUCUUUCAACUGACGACGAGGAAAUUGAUCUUCCAGCUAUCCUGAUGGAACUGCGGAGUCUGUGCAAUUCCUACAAGAAAGAAGCUUCUAAGAGUAAAACUAUCAAUAUCACCCCUGAAGUUAUCGUUAUCAGUGACGAUGUCGAUGACGGUCUAUCUUCACAUGAAUCUGUCAAGUGUUCCAAGUUAGCCGCUCAAAAUGUACAAAGUGAAAACGUGAGCUCUAACGUCGUUCAAACGAGGAGAACUUCACUUAGGAUAAAGGAAGCUCAAAAUCUUUCUAUGAAGAACAGAAGUAACAACGCAUUACCUUCUGAUUCAAAGGGUGGACAGGAAAAAAGUAGUGUUGAUGUUGCCUCCGAUAAGAAACUUAAAUGUCCGACCGUCAGUUGCACCAGUGUAAGCCUUUCAGAGGCAAAUUCUGCCAGGGAGAAUUCAAAAGAAGCAAUUGUUCCAUCUUAUUGUUGUACAAAUAUACUGAUUGUCGAAACCGACAGAUGUUACAGGGUAGAAAGAGCCGUUGUCAUUUCUGAAGAAAUGUCUGACUCAAGAGAAUGGCACCUCGCUGUAAAGAAAGAUGGAUUGACUCGCUGCACUCUCAAGGCUGAAAAGGUAAUGAGACCAUGCUCUACCAAUCGGUACACACAUGUUAAAAUGGUCUCACUGAUCAACGGGUGGAAGUUAGAGUUUGCUAAUCAUCAAGACUGGCUUGCCUUUAAGAAUCUUUAUAAGGACUGUUGGGCACGUGAAAUUCCAAUUCCUCCUGUAAAAUUUAUUCCAGUGCCAGGAGUAUGUGAAGUUCCUGAUUAUGCAGAGCGUUAUACUGCUCUCUUCAACAGGCCGGAUUAUUAUAUAUCCGCAAACGGCGAUGAGUUUGAACGAGCAAUAACAAAGAAAACUGGAAAUUAUGACAUGGAUUCAGAAGAUGAAGAAUGGCUGAACAAGUUCAAUAUUGAGUUUCAAGAACAUGUUUCAGAGGAUAAUUUUGAGUCAAUUGUGGAUGCUUUGGAGAAGACUUAUCAUUAUAAUUUGGAUGAUUGUUAUGAUGAAAAAUCUAUGAUUUAUUGGUGUCAGAAACCUGUUAGCAAGAAGGUUAUAGAAGCUGUACAUAAUUAUUGGAUUAGAAAACGGAAACAAAAACAUUCAGGGCUGCAUAGGAUUUUCACGAGUUAUCAAUCAAAGAUAUCUCCAUUUGUUCCCAAGCCGCAGCAGAGAAAGAAGAGAUCGUUUAAGAGACACUCUAGUAACAGCCAACUUCAGCGUGUUUUGCAAUCCAUUACAAAUGAUCAAGAUGUUAUGGAUGAAUAUAAAGAAGCCUAUGCUAAGAUCGAAGCUGCCAAAGAGGCUGCAAGUAAAGCGAUGGAAGUUGCAAUACAGAAACGCGCAAAAGCUCAAUCUCUUGCACAUAAUGCAGACCUAGCAGUGUACAAAGCCACAAUGUUAAUGAGAAUAGCUGAAGCAACUCAGGCGGGAGUAUCUGUAGAUGAAGUGGCACACCUUUUUUUGAACUGACGGGAGCAUCUCAAAUUCAGAAAUGGGGCAGAAUAUGAUGACUCAACUUGGAUGUGAACGGUAAACUUGGAUGUGAACGGUAUUUGUAAUAAUGAUACAUGAGUUUGUAAGUGCUAUUUUUCAUUUUACAAGACUUGUUAGUGCUCUUAAUUAUGAGAUUUUAUAUGAUUUAAAAUAUUUAUUUUGAAGUACCAUCAAACAUGUUUAUGGAAUAAGUUUAAAAAUAUUGUAUAUUAUUUUGGUGGAUUUUAAAAAUAUUGUGAAUGUAUGAAUUGAUUGGUAUUA